This is a messenger RNA of Elaeis guineensis (African oil palm), 1021 nucleotides long. Its product is annotated as bifunctional bis(5'-adenosyl)-triphosphatase/adenylylsulfatase FHIT. Gene Ontology annotation, molecular function: catalytic activity. The record is from RefSeq and is a predicted model, not a curated record. NCBI's taxonomy places the organism in Eukaryota, Viridiplantae, Streptophyta, Magnoliopsida, Arecales, Arecaceae.
UCCUUUCUCUUCCACGGGAGAGGGUUUUCCGACCGUGCCGGUGGGCGCGUGCGGGCGAAUGGUAAGCGUGCUUAAAUUUCGAGGGCUUUUUGUUGCUCCCAAGAAGGGCAGAGGCGGCCCGGCACAGUCUCGCGGCCGAGUCCCGACUUCUCCGCGCCGCCUCGCUCCGGAGCUCGCGCUCGCUCUUUGUCGCCGUCGGUUCUGCGCGAGAUCUGGGAUGGAGGCGGAGACGACCACCUAUAUGUUUGGGCCGUACAAGAUCGACCGCAGCGAGGUGUUCUACUCCACCCCGCUCUCCUACGCCAUGGUCAACCUCAGGCCUCUUCUCCCUGGUCAUGUGCUUGUAUGCCCAAGGCGUGAAGUGAAGCGCUUCGUUGAUCUCAGUGCUGAGGAGACUAGUGAUUUAUGGCUUACUGCAAAAGAAGUUGGUGGCCGUCUUGAGUGUUAUCAUGGGGCAUCCUCACUGACAUUUGCAAUUCAAGAUGGGCCUCAGGCUGGACAGACCGUCCCUCAUGUGCACAUUCACAUUCUCCCAAGGAAAAGGGGAGAUUUUGAGCAAAAUGAUGAAAUUUAUGAAGCAAUAGAUGAGAAAGAGAAGGACCUGAAGGAGAAACUUGAUCUUGACAAGGAAAGGAAAGACAGAACAUCCCAAGAAAUGUCUUGUGAGGCUGACGAAUAUCGAGCUCUCUUCUCAUAGGAAUUUCAGUUACUCAUUAAACAUGAUGAGAUAGCACUUUGGAAAUAAUAUGCAAGGAUGAGGACAGUGAUGGAAAUAUCACAUCAUUUCUGUUGUGUGAUGCAUGGGAUCCUGACCAUUCUUUUGGAUUUUAAAAAUCCACAAGCAAAAUUGUGAGAGUUUGUUAUAUUUGUGUUUUGGUUAAUUAUUCCUUCAGUGGAAGCACAACAAUAUGUUGGAUUGUAUUUUAACCUCUAUUGAUGUCUUAGUGGCACAUUCUCCUAUUCAAGGAAUGUAAUUUGACUGCUGAUAUGCUCGGUCUUAUAUUAUCACUUUUUCCAUGCA